Messenger RNA from Drosophila suzukii, 8240 nucleotides. RefSeq lists its product as uncharacterized. Lineage: Eukaryota; Metazoa; Arthropoda; Insecta; Diptera; Drosophilidae. The record is from RefSeq and is a predicted model, not a curated record.
ACGGUCACACCGCUCCAAUUGCAACGAGAAAACGAACGAAUUGCAACGAGCAGGCGAAAAAUCACAAAAAGCGGAAAAUCACAACAAUCGUGGGUGCAAACGGAACGGAAACUGAGCUGCGAGGCAACGGUACGAAGACCCGGAAAAUCGGAUGGCACGCCAGUGAAAAGCGCGAAAGCAGAGGCGCACUUGGCGCGUUUCGAGGGGCGAAGCGCGUUGCGUUCUUUUCCAAACCGAUUUCGAUUCCGAAUCCAAAAACCAAACCAAUCCAAUCCCCACACUCACACGCCAACACCAGCACACACACACAGACACGCGCGCGCAUACAGUGAACGAGUGAAAGUGCAUCUACAUCUGUGAUUUCGUAUAUAAUAAUGCGUCGCGCAUACGCGGAUUUGGCCAGCAGAAGCACCAAAGACUAACAAGUGAUCCGGAUCCGGGGAUUGAGAGUUGGUUGGGCUAAUCCCCCGCCCCCGCCGUGUGAAACCCCGUGAAAUGGCCGAUCAGGUGGCGCACACCAAAGAAACGGAUGCGGAUGAGCCGCUGGUAAAUGGCGAACUGCCAUCGGGGGAGGAUACCCCUCCCUGCUGCCAUGUGAUGUCCCUGUCCGCCAUGGACGUGGAUGCGGACGCAGAUGUUGAUGUAGAUGCGGAUGCGGAGGCGGAUGCCACAUCCUGCUCCACUUCCCAGUUGAAUCCGUCGCCACCGCCUGCUGGUGUCCAACAGGCGAAGCCGGCACGGAGCAGCUCACCGCCAUGCCAUCUCCUGGAGCGGCUCAACUUUCCCGAGGGCAACAUCAUCAACACGCUGCACACGAUCCUCGCACUGCCUCCCUUCGAUCCUUAUGCCCCCGCCCCCAAGGCGGAGACGGUCUACAAGGAGGUGGUGUCGCUGAUGCAGUGGAGCCAGCGGGAGGACAACGCCAUCGAGCUGGAGCUCAGCGACAAGCUGCUCCACGAGUGCGAGCACAAGGGCGGCGAUCCCAACGAUGAGACGCGGUCGUACUUGAUGGCCAUUGAGAACAUGCGUCUCUUCUCUGAGGAUCCGAAGAAUCCGCUGCGUGACGCCGACGGACAGCUGCGUGCAAUUACGCUAUAUUUCCAGAAUCUUGCCUUCAUAUUUGUGAAACACCGGAAGGAGGAGUUCUUCACAUUUUGUUCCUGCAAGGAAUGUCUCGAAUACCGCGAAACCAUCAUGGCCAUCAUGAUGGAUCAAUUUAAGGCUGCGCACAUGGUGGUCAUGUUGCUGGACGUACUGAUCAAGGCCUACAGCCCCAUGUUGAAAAACGAUGCUGCCUACAAUAAGUUUGAGAAGCUGCUUGAAUGCAACAAGGAGAUCUAUUGGAUUACUAGCGGCUAUCUCUACGAUAAGAAUGCCGAAUAUCUUGAUUUUAUUGAUGACACAGCGAUCUCCGAUAAUAUGAUAUUAGUGCUAUUCAGCGCCAUCUUGAUGGCCAACAAUCCGAUGUUGCUGCUACAAAUACUCGCCUAUAAUGUGGAAUGCAUUGUGAAGGCAUUCUCCGAGGGCAUGAUCGAGAUCGCCCAGAAUAUUCAGGAGAACGAGAAGAUUUCCGCAGAGAGGAUGCUGACAUACAUUCUUGACGGUUACUCCGAUCUGAAUUGCAUCUCGCAGAAGAUCUCCCUCAGCCUGUUUGCGUUUGAGAACGAUUUCCUGCGCAAGUUCAAGCUCUCGUGGGUGCUCCUGUGCCAACGUCUGUUCCAGCAACAUGUGUUCACGCCCCUGGCGGAUACCAUGCUGGCCUGCAUCCUGUCCUUGAAGGAGGCGGCUCCAUCGGCCCAGACGACGGCGCUAAUCAAGAGGUACAUGCUGUUCGACGAGCACAUGCACUCUAUCGAGCGGCGCUGGACGGACAUCUGGAUCGAGCUGAACAAGUUCAACUUGUCGCCCACGGAGCACGAGCGCCGGAUGGGCCUGCUGGAUGUGUACAACAUAUUCGACAAGGUCGUCCUGGACGCCACCUCGUUCUCGCUGCCGGACAUCAGCGACGAUGAGUUCAUCGACUUCCAGCGCAUCGUGGAUCGCCAGCUGGCCUGGAAGAACAUCAUGGCCUUCACGAAGCUGAAGUGGCCCGACGGUUUCUACGAUCCGCCCAAUAAGUUGGUGCACGAGGAUCUCUGCAAGAAGUGCAAUUCGCUUCUCGAGCACCAUAACGAGAACUGUAAAUGCAUAACUUGCUCCAUCGCCGGCACUCCUUUGCGACCGCGACAAGCGGGCCAUUGUGCCAAGUGCACAACGCUCGGCAUUGUCGAGAAGGAUCCGAAGCUGAUGAAGUCCAAGAUCCUCAGCACCUGCACCAGUGACGAGGCUAAGCACAAUGCGGCUAUGGCGGCCACCUCGAGCUCUUCCGCCGCGCAGCAGCAGCAGCGACGCUCCAGCGAUCUCCCGGAGGAUGAGUCACCAUCCGGAAGCGGCGGCAGCAGCAGCGGAUCGGUGUUCCGGCGACAGGCGGAGCAGACCGAUACCCUGCGAACCACAUAUCACAUCGCAUGGGCGGUGUUCCAGCACCUGACCACCAGGAAGCGGUACCGCCACGAGUCGAUCGAGGCGCAGUUCUUCUGCGGCGAGAACUGUCGGGUCUCCGCCUGCCAGCUGGCCAGAAAGAUCCUGGCCAACCAGCUGUCACCGCCGCUGACCAAGUAUCUGCUGCGUUGCUUCCAGCCGCUGUCGUUCACGCGGGAGGAGCUGCGCUCCACGCUGCCCUCGCUGAUGUUCUUCAACCGCAAGCUGGCUCCGAGUCCGGCCGAGCUGCAGGAGCUGAGGAAUCAGCACUACGUGUACAAAACCUACUGGACCUUCGUCCUCUCCAUCUACGCCAACUUCUUUGUGAAAUUCAACUCAAGCAGCACGGACUUUGGUCACCUGGAACUGCUCAAGGGGGAUCUUCGCCUGCGGCUGAAUAGUGUAAUUGGCGACAAAGACGACGGUCGGUUCGAGCAGUUUUUGGCCCAGGUUAUUGGAUACUCACCUUUCAAAAUCACUGAUGAUUUUACGCUGGGUGAUGCCAACAUAGAGAAGAUGCAGUUUGGAGUGGAUCAGCUCAUGAUGUUGCACGAUUCUCAGAUAAUAAAACGCACUAAACCAGAUAGCACCACGGGUCUAUCGGGUGCCAAAUCCAAGGCUGGAGAGUCGAACUUGUCGCAAUCCGGAGGAAGAAAUGGCGAUGCGGCAGGCAACAAGAAGAGCAAGGAAAAGAUGCGCAAAUGCUGUGCCGACUAUGCGGAUAUUGGUGAGCCCUGCAAGGAGAAUCACUCAAAGAAACGUGUCAAAAAGGAGUGCAACCAUGCGCGGUUCAAUGAGACGCGUGACCGUCUACGUAAGAAGCUCUCUCAGAUUGUGAACGACCGGAAAACCAAGUCCACGGAGGAGGCACCGCCAUCCAAGGCUAAAUCCACCAUGCCGGAGCCAGCUGCUGUGCCCGCGCCGGUAGCGAUCCCACCGAAGCGGCCGCCUAAGGCCGAAUCCCUUCCGCCGAACCAGCCACCAAGCCUGAAAGUGUUCGCCACGGCACAACUUCAGUCCUCCAGCAAUCCUCGGAAGAUGCCUCCGGCAGCUGCUGCAGCGGCUGCGGCAGCUCUGAACGAGAUUGGUGACCAGGAGGAGCAGGAGGGCGACAACAGUCUGCUGCGCCUGGACAGCCUCUGCAAGCGGCUCCAGAUGCAUACAGAUGCCUCGGACGCCUCCGCUGCGGCAACGGCGGCCGAAGCUGCGGCUGCUGUGGCCGCUUUCAAACGUGGAGGAGGCUUUCCAGCGGACUACAGCAAAGAGGACAUGAUGCAGGACUUUGCCGAGUUCCUGGGCACCUAUACCUAUACCCGUGAACAGGACCAACAGCGCUGGAUAAACGAGACCCUCAACUUUAUCGAGGGCAAGUCCCAGCAGCCGCAGACCGCCAACCCGAAGAAGGCAGCCAAGAAGGCCAAGCAGAAGAUGCGCAAGGAGGAGGAGAAGCGCAUCAAGGAACUUGAGGACCUACGCGGACAGUUCCUGGAUAUCUACUUCAAGGAGUUCAUCGACAAGUACGAAAUGAAGGCGCUGACGGCUGCGGGCGGCCGGAAAAGGGAGAAGAAGCGCAUCGGCGAGCUGGAGGCGAAUAUCAAGAACCUACAGCGGGCCAAGGCUAAGGUGGAGACGGUGAUCCUCGAACUUAUUGCCACCGUCAAGCAGACGAACAACGAGUUCAAGUUCUCCUACCUGCCCACGAAGCAGCAACAGCUGGCCAAGAUGGCCCAGCUGGAGGAAAUCCUUAAUGGAGUCUCGACCGCUCCCGCUGUCGAGACCGUUAGACAGGCACCGCCGCAGUCAGCUUCGCAGUAUCCAGAGUUCAGCAGCAGCACCUCCUAUUAUUCACCGCCAGGAUUAGGGCAGCAGAACACCCCCGUGUGUUUUGCUCCUCCCCAGCAGUCGCAAAAUCCGCCUCAACUCUCACGGGAUGUGAUUGCCGCCAUGGCGGCCAACUCCAUCACUGCCGAUCCCUCCAAGCGCAUUGUGACCAUACGCCGGGUGCAGCUGCCCCAUCCGGGCGCCGAGCAGCAGGUGACCGUGGUGGCCAAGGGCAGUGCUCCACACGAGGACAAACUACUGUACACCUUUGUCAACGGACACAUGGUGGCUUCCGGUCCGGCUCAGCCGGAAGAAACUGCUGCUCCGCCUGUCGCAGUUCCGGCUCCAGCGCCCAGUAUUCCCGAAAAGAGCGCCAAGGCCAAGAAGAAAGAGGCUAAGCGAGCGGCAGCGGCGGCGGCGGCAGCAGCAGCGGCGGAGGCAGAAGCUGCAGCGGCGGCGGCGGCGGCAGCAGCAGCUGCUGCGGCUGAAAAGGAAGUCAAGCUGAAAAGCAAGAAGCAGGCGAAGAAAUCAGCCGUUGCUGUGGCCACCGCAUCGAGUUCCACUGCGAGCAGCAACUCCUCCAAGACCCAGACGCCGCAGAGCACGCGCGAGAGUUCGGUGUGCAGUGUGAAGCCAAAGACUGCACCCAAGAAGCCGACUGCCAAGCCACCCAAGGUGGUGGAAGUUGCGCCAGCGCCCGUUCCAGAGCCGGAGCCACCGAAGAAGCAGAAGCGUCUUAAGUCGAGGCUGGACCCUGGCCAGCUGGACAACAAUCCAUUCAAGUCGCUGCACAUGCAGGAUUCGUCGGAGGGCGAGUGGGAAACUGGCAGUGAGUCGGAAGACGGCGAGGAAGUCCCAGCACCAGCGCCGCCGCCAAUUAGGCAGCAGCCCAAACUGCCAGCUGCUCCUGCGCCCAAGCCAAUUGCUCCUCCAGUGGCCACAAAGGCGAAGCCAGCUCCGGCACCAGUCGCCGCUCCGGUCAAGAAGGUUAAGCAACAGGAGGCUCCUCAGAAACAGCAGCAGGCGCCGCAGCCUGCGAAGGUUCAAGCCCAGACAAGAGGCAAGUCUUCUUCUGCUUCCGCUGGAAAGUCCAAUCCGCCACAGCAGCAGCAGCAGUAUCAGCAGGAAAAAGCGCCGCCUGCCAAGAGCCAGUCGCAGCGUCCUACAGAAUCGUCGAGAAAGCAGAAACAGGCUCCUGCGCAUCUCGAAUCCAAUCGCAGCGCUCCAAUCCAGCCGCCUCCGCAGACACACCAGCAGUCGCGAGGUGGACGGGGCAAUGGUCGGACCAAGCCCUCAACCGGUGGUCAACAGCAACAGGUCCAGCAGCACUCCAACCCUCAUUCAGUUGAGGCGAGUGCUCCUCCAAAGAGAUCGCAGCGCGGUAAGCGCGGACAUCGCCAAAAGCAGGAGGAUCUCUCCGGCAUUCCACACAACAUGGGCUAUUUCAAUCCCAACGAAGUUGCCAUACCUCCGCCGCAAACUGGAAGCUAUGCCAGCACCCUGACCCAGCAGAUGCAGCACUUGCGGAUCGGCCAGUCAGGUGGCAGUUCCAGCUCGAAGCAGGCAUCGCAGUCUCCCAACUGCAGCAUCAUGGACCAGCUGAACCGUGGUGUGCAGGUGGAGCAUCUCUCUCUGCCGCCUGGUAUCACGCUUACCAAGGUGGACCCGGCCAAGAGCGAGCAGUUGCGCCAGAAGAGCGAGUCCAUUCGACUGCUGUCCAAGCCUCUGGCCGAGCAGCAGCAGCAGCCACAGCAGCACCACUUCCAGCAGCCGUCGCACCUUCUGUCGAGCUACUACGGAGCAGCCGGAGCCGCUGGCAUGGAUCCCAACGGUGUAAUCAUGGUUGAGGCCAACCCGCGGCCAAAUCGCAAUAGCCAAGCUCCGUCUGCUCCUCCAAACGUGGCUGCAGCGGCCUCGGCGGCAAGUGCCAGCGGGAAAUCCUCCAGGCGUCGCCGUCGCAACCGUGGAAAAUCUGGUGGUGGGGGCAGCGGCAACAUUGGCAGCUCUGGAGCGCCUAAUAAGCAGCGUUCGGGAGGAGGAGGAGGCGGAAAUGGUUCUGCGGAUAGCCAAAAACCAGCGGUCUCGCCAGCCACCAUCGAAGCCAAUGCCAGUGGCAAUAUUAUCACCCUGCGCAAUCCAAUGUUCCACCAGGGCAAUGGGCCAGUGGCCGGCGGAGGUAUGAUGCCACCCAAUCCCAACCCGAUGCCGCCAGUGCGAAACUUUGCUGCAGGACUACCCGUUGCCCCACCCAUGGCCAUGGAUCAACCUGCCGCAAUCAUCAAGAACGAGAACGGCAUGUUCACCAUACGCAAUCCGGCGCUUCACCAGGCGGUGACCAAUGGCUUGGCCAUGGGCGGUUACCGGCAGUUUGGCAGCAAUGUCAACUACUAUACGCCCCAGGAAGCUGUGGCCGAGGCGGCUCGAGCCACGCAGCAGAAGCAGCAGCAUCAGCAGGCCACUGGUGCCAAUGUUGGCGGCCAAGUCGUCGGCAGCAGCAAUACCUCGAAUUUCUCCUACUUCUCCAGCGGAUCGGCCAGUGGCAACAGCAGCGGAAGCAGCAACGGCGGCAACGGGACGCACAACAAUAUCAGUAUUAGCUGUACCAACGUUCCCCCUAGCAACGCCGAAAGCGGAGGCAACAGUCCUGGCAGACUGGUCGGCGAUGCGGCAGUGAUUGCCCGUCCCAAGCAAUCGCAAAAAUGUCUUUCGGCCAUUGGCAGUGAGCUGAAGCAAAAGGCCAAGGACAGCAAGUGGACGGGCUAUGGUCAGCAGCAGCAGCAGUCGUCGGAUUACAAUUCGGCGGGAGCAGGAGGAGGCGUUCCUUUGCAGGAGAAGUACCAGCAGUCGAGCUACUACAACGGCUUCGAGGUGUUCUCAGCGGCAGCUGCCGCCGCUUCACAAGGUCCUGGCAGCGGCGGUGGAUCGAGCGAAUGCCACAUGCAUCACAGCUGUGGCGACGACUCUCCGCCGCCCACCAUCACCGGUUUCAAUUCCUACCUGGAGGGCAUCCCGAACACCGGGGUCAUUCGCUACGACGACGCCGCUUUCCUCAAGAACUUGAUACCGGGCCAGCAUCUCAACAACGAGGUCUCCAUACACAAUAUAUCGGAGUCCAACUUCACGCGCAACAACGCGUCGCCAUCGCCGCACCACGUGGAGAUCACCAGCGUAUUUGGCAGCCGGGUGCGUUCCUCGAACGCCUACGAUCCUCAGCAGCAGCAGCAGGGUCCAGGUUCCAACUACUGCGACAACGUGGCCGCCGACUAUGGAAGUGAUUCCCACCUCUUUGUCCAGAACAAUCUGCUGACGCGAAUGCCACAGCCGCCGGCGCCACCGGAUCCCUUUGGCUACGACUUCGACCCCUCGGUGGUGCCGGGCGGAGGUUCGAAGGCAGCCAGUGUGGCCAGCGACCUGAACGAAUUCCUGCGCCGCAGUCCGCUCAGCCAGCGAACCUCGCCGUACAGCCAGGACGAGAGUGCCGCCGCCCUGGAGACGUUCGUCCAGAACAUGAGCGCGCUGCAGAUCGCGAGCGAUGCCGAGCAGUGCUCGCGGCUCAAUGGCACGGCAACUGGGGGUGGACCGGGCGAUGCCCCCUCGGCGGAUGCCACCGCCGGAGGAGCCGCCAAUGCGGCCGCCGCCUGGUGGUGAGCCACAUGACAAGAGGUGCUGCAUGGCCAGCAGAUUGAUUUGAACUCCUUACAUUCAUCCCACUCUCACAUACGCAGACAUUUCAUCGAUAGGGCUGAGAAACGAUAAAUGAAAACCAGAAAAGAACGAAACAUAAAAAUACAAAAACAGAAAAGCAUCCAAGAAAUCAUUUAAAAUGGCUUAGGAGUCAAUUUCAAUGUUUCAACAAAAAAGAGAAAAAUAAAGAAAAAAUUAACUUAAAUGGAAGUUCA